UCAUACUGAUGUACGCCAUAACACGGUGUAGGAAACGUGUGAUCUUUCCAUGCAGGAUAACUUAGUGUUUUUCCUUGAAUUAUGGCACACGACCUCGCUGAUUUAGGCGCUGAGACGAACGUCGACAGAGAUGUCACCAUGAGUGACAUCCUCAAUGCCUUACCGUUUUCACGGAGACUGGGGAUUUAGGGCAGGCUAUCUAUUAUAUAUUCGCCUACACUGAGUCAGUCAAAGGCUAUAGCUCAAAGACAUCAACAGGCAACGAAGGGUGAUCCGCAAUCUCAUCGUUGGCCGCAGAUGUCAACGGACAAUUCAUUCCACUGGCAAUGUUGCUAUGCAUUCCAUCAGGUACAGUGCUGUGCAGUGAGGAACCGUCCCUCCCCAGCACCUGAAGAGCUAGCGGGUACACUGCUGUGCAGGCUGGUGCUGAGGAUGCUGAGACUCAGGCUGCUCAACACCGUAGCUCCAGCCUACUUUUUCACGGCGACAGCUGUCACGUUCGCCCUGUAUUUUGUCUUUUUCAUUCCAACAAUUUUCCAACCUCCUGGCAUCAUGAUACACACAAUCAUUUUUCUCUAUCUGAUGUUGAAUGCAUUGGGGAAUUACGCAAUGACUAUUUGGUUUCCAUCGGAGACUGUCAGUGACAGCACUCUUCCAUUGUGUCCUGUAGACUGUCCAGACAGAGUGGAUGCCCAUUACCUCCGUAAUGACCGUCACUUUUGUAAACUGUGUAAGAAAGUCAUUCUGAAGAGGGACCACCACUGCUUCUUCACGGGAAACUGCAUAGGAAACAACAACAUGCGUUACUUCGUCAUGUUUUGCAUCUACACGUCAUCGACUUGCUUGUACUCCCUGGUUCUAGGCGUGGCUUAUCUCACUGUGGAAUACUCCAUUUCAUUUGAAAACCCCUUGACGUUCCUCACACUACUGCCCAUCUCAACAGGAUACUUUUUGAUUGGUGUGAUCUCAGGCCUCCAAUUCUUCCUGGUCUUGAUGCUUUAUGUGUGGCUGGGGAUUGGGCUGGUGUGUGCUGGGUUCUGCUGCCAGCAGAUUCUCCUGGUAGCCCGCGGCCGGACCUGGUGCCACCUGCGGAGGGGACGUGUGGUUGUGAGUCAUGGGAUGUGGCGCGCCAAUCUGAAGGAUGUGUUUGGGUCACGCUGGGCCCUGGGGCUCUUUCUGCCUGUGCUCACGGUCAAGGAUGUCAUCAAACAUGAUGAUGGAAACCAAGGUCACAAGUAUGAUUGACAAUGUUUUCACAUCUGACAUGUCUAGAAUGAUCCGCAGUCACAACAAUAGUACCAAGACGCUACCUGUGCCACUUAACAUUGAAAGGAUGAAGAAAAUACACAUGUUGUUCCCUGAAAAUAAGAGAUAGAUGUGUGAUGUCAUUGAAUAUCCUUCCUGAUGUAAUGUACUGUACACAUUUAUCAUGUUGGCCUUUUUGAACAAAUGUACUUGAUGGCCAGUAAAUACACUUGGUUAACAGGGCUGUUGUGAGAGUGAUCCUCUAAGCAAAUGUGUAGCACUAUGCCUAUUCAAAAUGUCUCUGUGUUUGCAGUCAAAUAUCUCUGGUGUUUGAAUUUAGGGAACAUUUCAUCAGUGGUGCAGUUAGGCCCUUCUAACCCUAGUUUGGUUUGAUAAAUAACCAAUUAUUACCAUAAUUACCAAGUCACCAAUCAUUUUGUGGGAGUUUUCUGUUGGGUAGUGGGGGGAUUAUAGUCUUCAGGAAGGGUACCUUGUAUAUGCACCAUGGACACUGAUAAGACUAUAUGCCAAAUAGAAACACUUGAAACCUGUAAACCCUAGAUAAACUGUAAAACCUACCUGUUAUAAAAUGUUGCCAAAACACA
This is a messenger RNA of Clupea harengus (Atlantic herring), 1850 nucleotides long. RefSeq names its product zinc finger DHHC-type palmitoyltransferase 22 (gene zdhhc22). Bases 298 to 1245 code for a protein of 315 amino acids. Gene Ontology annotation, molecular function: palmitoyltransferase activity. Lineage: Eukaryota; Metazoa; Chordata; Actinopteri; Clupeiformes; Clupeidae. The transcript has 5 exons. The record is from RefSeq and is a predicted model, not a curated record.